Molecule: messenger RNA, 1041 nt
Organism: Lobosporangium transversale
Lineage: Eukaryota; Fungi; Mortierellomycota; Mortierellomycetes; Mortierellales; Mortierellaceae
Exons: 8
Coding region: 82-1041 (319 amino acids)
Biological process (GO): peptidyl-lysine trimethylation; peptidyl-lysine monomethylation
Molecular function (GO): protein binding; protein-lysine N-methyltransferase activity
Source: RefSeq, a predicted model, not a curated record
AAAAUUUUUUUUUUUUUUUUUUUUUUUUUUUUCAAGGCAGGAGAAGUCAUUGUUCAAGUACCAGAGCGGAACCUCGUGACCAUGAAAUCUCUACAGUCAGUUUAUGGCGCUAGGAUUGCAAGGUUCGGCAAGAAAGUUAACUCGCAUAUGAUCAUUGCACUUCACAUCGCUCUGUUGCAACAAGCGCCUGAAAAAUCGGGAUGGCUACCUUACUUGAAAAUGUUGCCAAAGAAGUUUGAUACGAUGCCUGUCCGAUACCCACCAGAGCUUUAUGAACUUCUGCCGCAGAAUGCAAUGGCGCACGUCAAUAGACAAAAAGCCAAGAUCUUGGCGGAUUACAAUUGCGCUUUGGAAUUUCUUCAGACAAAUGCUGAUCUUUUAACACGUCCGCUACAAUAUGAGGAUUACGAAUGGGCAUGGCUUGUUGUGAAUACUCGCUGCAUCUAUCUCGAUGCCAAAAAACAGAUAGCAGCUGACAAUAUUGCGCUUGCGCCUAUGCUCGAUUUCCUCAACCAUACUCAUGAUGCCAAGACCGAAGGCUUUUUCUGUACGAAAACAAAAUCUUACAAAAUAAGAACAUUACUUCCGUAUAAGAAGGGCGAACAAGUCUUCAUCAACUAUGGACCGCACGACAACUGUUUUAUCCUUGUGGAGUAUGGUUUCGUUACGCCUAAUAACCCUUUUAACUAUGUGGUAGUUGAUAACAACUUUUUGCAGCUUCCAAUCCCUGGUGAAACAAGCGGUGCAAAAAAGGAAAAAUUGGAGUUGUUGGAUAGAUCGGGAUUCCUUGGCGAUUAUGUUUUCCAUCGAAAUGAUGUCUCGUUCCGCCUGUUAGUGAGCUUGCGGUUAAGGCUCAUCAAUCCAUUCCUCAAAUCCUCUGUAGCGACUCAACUGGCGAUAGCCCAAUGGCACAAUGUCGUUAAUGGCAAGCUGGACCAAAUCAAUCUGGAAAAUGAAAGAAUGGUACCGGUGCUUCUUGAAAGGCUUUGUGAUGAAAUGCUUGUUCAAGCUAAAUCGAAUUUGAACAUUUUGGUGAGUUGA